Molecule: messenger RNA, 829 nt
Organism: Diorhabda carinulata
Lineage: Eukaryota; Metazoa; Arthropoda; Insecta; Coleoptera; Chrysomelidae
Gene: mRpL16
Product: 39S ribosomal protein L16, mitochondrial
Exons: 5
Coding region: 89-799 (236 amino acids)
Biological process (GO): mitochondrial translation
Cellular component (GO): mitochondrial large ribosomal subunit; ribosome
Molecular function (GO): rRNA binding; structural constituent of ribosome
Source: RefSeq, a predicted model, not a curated record
AAGAAAGAAGAAGAAUUUAAUGGUUAUCUCAGUUAUACUAUUUUAGAAAAUUAAAAAUCCUAAUUUUAAUUGAAAUAAUUCAUUAAAAAUGUUCAAUUCAGUGGCGUUUUUGAGACCCUCGAGGGUUUUGAUUGUCCAAGUUAAUGGAUUCAAACAUUUUCCUGCUCCUGCCGUAUUCGAUCACAUAGAAAUUCCGGAGAAGCCGAAAUUAAAAUUUAUAGACAAAGUUCCUCAAUUACCUCCGGCUAUCAAACCUCCGAAAAUGCAAAAGAAAUUACGAUUUAUGAGAGGUCCAGAAGAGGUCCACAACUUUCUACUACACAAGCAAUACGGAAUUAUGGCAUUAGGAGGAGGUCGUUUAAAGUGGGGCCAUUUCGAGAUGAUGCGGUUAACAAUCGGUAGAAAGAUGAACAGCAAUAAAAUGUUUGCUUUAUGGAGGGUUGAUGCACCUUGGCAACCAGUUACAAAACAGGGUCAAGGUCAACGUAUGGGUGGAGGAAAAGGUGCAAUAGACCAUUAUGUAACUCCAAUUAAAGCAGGUCGAAUUAUUCUAGAAUUAGGUGGAAAAUGUGAAUUUACAGAAGUGCAGGGAUUUUUACAGGAUGUUGCUAUGAAAUUACCAUUCAAAGCCAUGGCAGUGUCUCAAGAAAUUUUAGAUGAAAUGAAACAUAAGGAAAAUUGGGAGGAAAAGAAUAACCAGAAUCCGUAUACCAUGAAAUAUUUGAUUCAGAAUAAUAUGGGAGGUUGUUAUAGGUGGUUAUCCCCUACUGAUAUGCGUUAUUUUUGUAAAUAUACGUAAUUUGUGAAUUAAUAAAUGUUUUAACUUAUA